Messenger RNA from Corythoichthys intestinalis (scribbled pipefish), 1132 nucleotides. It is a transcript of the gene pjvk, whose product is annotated as pejvakin. The transcript has 6 exons. Gene Ontology annotation, cellular component: cytoplasm. Gene Ontology annotation, biological process: programmed cell death. Bases 17 to 1132 code for a protein of 371 amino acids. Lineage: Eukaryota; Metazoa; Chordata; Actinopteri; Syngnathiformes; Syngnathidae. The record is from RefSeq and is a predicted model, not a curated record.
UGUGCUCAGUUUUGAGAUGUUUGCAGCAGCCACCAAGAACUUUGUCAAGCAGGUGGGUGACACCGGGAGAUUGAUCCCUGUCCCGAGCCUCAGUGAGGCAGACCGCUAUCAGCCACUCAGCCUUGUCACCAGGAGGAAAAAGAAACGUUUCUGGAAAAAAAAGAAGAAAUACGCCUCCACUGCUUUCUCCCUCAAAGACAUCCUUGUUGGGGAGAAGGAGAUCACAGCAGGUGUAUCCUCUUAUCAGCUGCUGAACUAUGAGGACAAAUCAGAUGUGGCCAUCAACGGACGCCUUGGGAACCACCUCAUCAAUGACGUGGGCUUCAACGUCAGCGGAUCCGACUCGGUGGCCGUCAAAGCUUCUUUCGGUAUUGUGACCAAACAUGAGGUGGAAGUGCCCACGUUGCUGCGAGAACUCAACUCCAGGAAAGUAGAUGUUGAACACUGCCUCGUCCGUCAAUCAAGGGAGAGUGGAUGGAGUGUCCUCUGUGUCGUCAUGGAAAGCAUCCGUACCACUCGCCAGUGCUCUCUCACGGUCCAUGCUGGCAUGAGGGGGGCCACUAUGAGGUUUCAGAUUGAUGAUGGCAGAAACCCAAAAGGCCGAGACAAGGCCAUUGUCAUCCCAGCUCACACCACCAUCGCCUUCAGCAUCUGCGAACUAUUUGUUCGACUGGAUGGGCGACUAGACAUCUGUGUGGCACCGGGGUCUCAAGGUGGAUUUGAACAGGAGCAAAUCAGGGAGCAGCUUGGUGGCUUCAUCGGUCACUUCUCAAUGGGCCGCCUGCGUCGUUUCCUCUCAGGAAUCAUCUAUGGGAACCCCUUCAGAGCAGAUGAUAGAACAUUCGAGGAACUCACUCACUCUGACACCUUCAUGGAUGACACGAUGACCGACUACUACGAGAAAGCUGCCAGCAUGACUGAUAUCUCCACGGCCUACCUGAGGGAAAGUUCCCACACACGCGUCAACCUCCUCAAACACAACGUCCCCAAGGGGCCAUGUGCACUGUGCGGCAUGGGCAACCAAAAAAGAGAAACUGUCUAUGGCUGUGUGGAAUGCUCAUUUGGUGGUCAAAAAUAUGUGAGGCUUCAUGUGGUACCCUGCUUUGACCUCUGGCACAAAACGCUUAAGUGA